AAACACUCACUAAAAAGAAAAAAGAAAAAAAAAAUUCUAAAGCUUAUCAGUUUUCGUUCUCUGCUCAGUUUCCUUCCCCCUGAUCUCAAAUCCUCGCUCUUUCUCCCGCUAAAAUCUAUUCCACUGUUCCGAUCAGUUAAUUUCUCGUCUGCUCUCUCCAUUUCUUAUUCUUAUAGUUGUACUCAAUUUCUCUCCCACUUUUCAAGUCUCCAUUAGGCUUGAGAAAGAAAAAUUGGUCGAUGUUCAUGAAGUGAAGGAAUUGGAAAUUCACCGAGCAAGAUUUGUUGAGAUCUCAAAGUAAUUGUAUUCGACAGCGAAGUAAAACCUAACUCUGGUAUUGAGAGAAGUCGUUAGAGAAUCUUCUUCGAUUUUUGGUUAGACAUCUUCCAUUCGAUGCAAGAGAAGCUGGCUUCAACUCAUUGUUAACUACUACAAGAAGAAUCAGAACAAUUGCCACAUUUAUUAAUUUCCUAGUUACAUGAUGUAGAUUACGUUGCUGCUGUCUCAAUUGAGUGCUACUGCUGUCUAUCAGAAAUUGUAGAGGGCUUCUCUGAACUCUUUGAAUUCAAAUUCAUGUGUUGAACAGAACUUGUUGGCAUAUUGUAUUUGAGGAUUUCUCUGAGCUAUUCUGACUCUAGUUCAAGAUGGACUUGAACAUGAACGGAAAUGACAAUUCCAAUCCCACCGCCGCCGCUGCUGCGGCAACUGAUGGAAGUGGCAACAUCGGUUUGGUCAUAUCCACUACCGAGACAAUCCGAUCAUUCUUAAUGACAGCAUCUACAGACCCUAAUCUCCCUCAAGACUUGAGAGACCUGGCUUCCUCCCUUUCCCCUCACUCCUCCCUUUCCUACAAAUCUCUCAAGUCCAUUUGGAUCGGAUCCGACCCAAAAACUCGGCCCAGCCUCUUCCGUUUGUUCUCUGGUUCAAAUUUCAUUUUCACCAGCCCAAAGCCUAGAGAAAAGAGUGAGGAAUUGAAAGCGAGGCUAAGGAAGCUGGCGGAGGUGGCGGAGAAGAAAGAAUAUGAGGAAUUGGUGAAGGAUAUUACGCCGAAGAAGGGCGUGGAGGAGCCUUUUUCUUCUUACAAGGAUCAAUUAGGACUUGGUUUGCAUGUUGCAGUUACUAUGUUUACUGGCUAUUUGGUUGGAUAUGCUGCAUUCAGAGCCCUGUUUAGCCGCAAUGUUGGAAUGAGCGCUGCAGGAGGCAUCCUUGGAUUGGUUGGUGGCAUGCUUGUGGAAACACUACUUUUUAUAAUCCGAUCUACCAAUCAGGACCGACGACCCUCUGCUUUUGUGUCCAGGAUAAAAAAGGAUCAGUAACUUCUCCACAGCAAGGUUUUGCUCUUCCUAUUCAAUUUUCAUUUUGUUGUUUCUUAUAUUUUUGGUGUUAAUUGCAUAAAAUGAAAGUUUUUUCGCAUGUAAUACUGGUCAGGUGGUCGUGAAAAUUAUGUGACAUUGACGAAGAGGUUUGUCUUUGUUCAAUGAUAUUCUUACUGUGUUCAAGGUAGACGAUCAUCAGGGUUCUGGUUCUGUUCCUUUUCGGUCUAAAUUCUCUAAUUGUGUCCUCCCCAGUAUGAUGUUAAGUAGACCUAGGUGUAUGGCUAGGACUAGGAAAGAGGACAACAUCUCAAAGUCUAGUUGUUAUGGUCAUUGACAGCCAUGCAAGAAACAUUAAAAAGCAACAGGAUUAAAGCAAACAAUCCGGAAGCUAGAGUGAACCUUUGCCUUUAAUAGGUUGUUAUUCAUUUGAGCCAUUUAGUGUAUAGAAGAUUUUGAUUAUCUUUUGAGAGAAAUAGGUGCAGUGUGCAAGUACUAGCUGUUAAAAUCCCUUCUCAGCACGAACCUUGUGGUCUGCUCUAUGUUGUUGUUACACUCUUUUGACAGUAGAGAAGAUGAUCCCUCUAAUAAGGGUAUCAUUCUUAUCAUAAAUGUUAUGUGUAAUCAUGAGAUUGCAGCUUGUUUCAUCACCAUACCAAUUUUCAUAUACUCCUGCAUGGUUAGUUGCUUGUCUGCUUUUCCAAGUACAUAUCAAUUUCGGAUCAUUAACCUCCGAGGUUGCAGCUUUUUUAUUCAUCAUACCAAUUUUCAUAAACCCCUGCAUGGUUAGUUAGUUGUUCUGCUUUCUUAAGUACGUAACACCCUAAGGAGGUCCAUGCCAGUCCUUACUGAGUUUGAGAUUGAAGGCAUCAAAUGUUGCUGCAGAUUGUCCUUGCUAAGUUUGAGAUUGGAUUCGAAAAAGGAUUUAGCACCCUUUUUUUUUUUGGUUUUGGAUAAGCAUUCAAGACCUUUUACUUAUAAUCCUUCUUAUCUGACCGUUCAGUACAAUCCUCCGUUGAAAAAAGUGAAAACUAUUAUAUGCUCGAGUUCUGUCAGUUCUAUCUUCAAUGUCUCAAUUGAAGAUGAAAAGGAAACAAAGCGCAACAAUUGUGGGAAUCAACUGGGAGUAAAUGGAGAUAGUAACAUAACAUUUAUUACAUUUAAGGUUAUUAGGCUUGAUUUCACCCCUUGGAAAUAGGCAUAGGAGUUUAGAAGAAACCCAAAAAUUGAAAAUCGAAAGUUUCCUUCCUAAAUAAAAAAUGUGCCGCUGCAUGUAAAGGAUAUUGUACCAUUAAAUUUUCAGAAACUUCUUUAGAGAGUUAAAUUAAUUUUUGACGCAGAUGUUGUCGUCGAUAAGUUUUCAGCAGAAUGCAAAGCGGUACAGUUAAAGAUUUUAUAGCUGUUGAGAAAUGUUUGGUCUCCUUAAUUGGAAUCAUUUGUCUUUUCUGAGUGAACAAUUCUAGACUAAUAAAUGUGGUCUUAUCUUGAUUCCUCUGAGUGAGUGCAUGCAAGUCUUGUCUACUCCGAGAGUGAAAAAAAAGACAGAAAUGCAAAUAGCGUAAUCUGGUGGUAAAUUCGCAUAUACGACUAAACUGGAAAAAGAUGAUUAAUAAUUCGCACUUGGCAUGAUAAUUAUGCUCCUGAAGACUAAGUUUAGUUAAUGGAACUUUUUUUUAAGGAUAUUUUUCUUUGUAAGAGUAUGGAAGGAUGACUAAAGUUGAGACUCGAGAAACUGAAUUUAAAUUCUCUUUCCUCCUCCUAACUUCUUAAAUCUCAUUUUGUUUUCCUACUAGAAUUCUUUUUUUAAAAUAAAUGAUUUCCAGGGAAAAAUAAAUGGAGAAGAACAAAACAAAACAUAUUCUUUUCAAUUUUUAAAAAAGGAAGGCUUGGAAUUGAUUUCACUAGAGCAGUUGUUUUACUUGUGUUGAAUGGGGUACUCGUUAGGAUGAAUUUUAUGUAGUAUUAAUUUUUGAGAAAAAUAAAAUUACAUUGAAAAGGUGUCUAAAUACAAUAAGAGACAGCAAACAUGAAACUAUGCAUUCACAAAAUCACCUAUUAAGUAUAAAAUAGGGCAACUGCAUUGGAAACCCUUCGCGGGAUAAGAUGAAGAAACGGUUGCUCUCAACAACAGAAGAAACUAGAAUAGAAAAAUCAUAGUCCGCCUACCUACAAAUAGCGAUUUUAAAUCAUGACAUAUCUAAAUUAUAGACACAAAUAUGAAAAUCUUUAAAAUAAAAAAAAAAGAUGAAUUAUCCAUUAAGUUGUUUUUAUCGUUUAAAUUGUACAUUGCUUUUUAUUUUUUAAUUUUUAUUUUAACGUAACGGCAUAUCUAGUCUAAGCUAACUUGCUCUUACUCCUACUGGGGGAGCCUACUCUAGAAGGUGGCUUAACUGAGUCGGGGAAACCUAAUGGGGACUGAACCACUAUCAGACCAGACGGAUGCACCACAUGUAUCACGCAUUCGUAUGAAUUUAGAACAAAUCUCAUAUAGAGGCAUAUUGAUGGUAGGCAAGGUUUGAAAACCCUUGACCUUCCACUUUAUAAUUAAUGUGGUGAUUAGCUCCCUAGAGGAAGUUGGUUUAAAUCGUACAUCGCUUAGUAUAGAAAUUUUUUGUUGUUGCUUUUUGGUAAUCAAGGAAACUUGAUUCCACUUCAGAUCACAUGGUUGAUAGUCAAACUAAUAGGUAAAUUCUUCUUGGCAUUCACGUGGGAGGCCGGCCCCCAAAACCACCCCAAUCAAAAGGAAGGAAGCUCCGAGACUCAAGUCAAGAAAGGAAUGGGGCAAGCAUGGGCAAAGGAUAUAUGAAUAGAGAACCCAAAAGAGAAUAUGGGGAAGAAAGGGAUGGAUCGCAAUGUAAGGAUCUUUGUUUAUCUCUACUGUUUUUCGAAAGCGAUUCUCCGUUUCAUUUUCAUCGUUCAAUUACCGGAAAACAAGAGCACAAUCUAAGUGCCUAAUGAAUGUGCUAAACCCUGCCUACCCAACUGGGACGGAAUUGCUUACAAAUUUCUGAAUGUAUUUGGAUAUGUAUUUCUUUUAAAUAUUAUUUUACUUGGAUCAU
This is a messenger RNA of Coffea arabica (coffee), 4372 nucleotides long. The record is from RefSeq and is a predicted model, not a curated record. NCBI's taxonomy places the organism in Eukaryota, Viridiplantae, Streptophyta, Magnoliopsida, Gentianales, Rubiaceae.